Molecule: messenger RNA, 3423 nt
Organism: Linnemannia hyalina
Lineage: Eukaryota; Fungi; Mortierellomycota; Mortierellomycetes; Mortierellales; Mortierellaceae
Source: the annotation of a GenBank genome assembly
AUGGACUCAAAGCGUGUCAUCGUCACCUACUGCGAGGAGAGUGGCAACUGGGCCAACAUUGAAAAGGACUUGACCGCGAGGCUUCCACUCAGAAAUCUUGUAUGGAAGCCGAGCAACAACAGGGCCAAACGCAAUAUCGCCAUGCUGGAUGUCGAAUUGAAGCGCUUUACGCCCGAGGUCUCCAAGAACUUGCCUCCUGUCACCCUCCUCCAGAACCCUUAUCUCAACCUUUACUUUGUCAACUGUGAGGACAAUGAGACAUACAAGAACACAGUCAAACAACACAUUCGGGAGUGGAUCACACUGGUCACGUCGAAGAAGAACCAAGAGUGGCUCAUCGUACACAUCAGCAGCCAGGAAGGUGCAAGGGCUGCCAAGGUCGCGCAAGUCAGGAUGGCGGAUACUGAGAUGUCGGAAAUGGAACUCUGGGCUGAUUUCACCGACAAGCUGAAGGAGGGCAUUGUCACCAGCUUUGACCAGAACGUCAUGACCUUUGAGGAAGAUAUCCGACGAUUGGACUCGCAACGACAGAUGCCUGGCUGGAAUUACUGCACAUUCUUUAUCCUCAAGGAGGGACUCACCCACGCCUACGAGAUGAUGAACCUGCACGAGGAGGCAUUAAGACAGUAUGAUGAACUCGAGGCGUCAUUCUUUCAAAUUCUCAGAGAUAACGCGCUGACUUGGUACGGAAAGUUUGGAGGCAUGCAAGAAGGUGAUGACGAUGCGAACCUCCUGGAUCUCAACAAGAAGCCAUACAGGGACUUGAUUAUGCAGAACACGAUUUCUGUUUUCGACUUCAGGACCUAUCUGUUCGGUCGACAGUGCAACCUUUUGUUCCGUCUCAGGCGCCCUGUCGAAAUCUGCCACCGCGCGUUGAAAUUCAUCCCAUCCUUUGCAAAGACUGUCCGCGAGCAUGUCCUGAACUUAACGGACAACUUUCUGGAGUCAUGGAUCUAUUCAGCGUGCAUGUGUAUCGUGAACGAAUGCGACGAGACGGUACCUCUGAACACGGAUGACCCUCAUAUGAUGGUGAUGCUGGAUGGCGCCAAAGCCGAGCUGUUACAAAUGGCACGCCAGCAGCUUGAUAAAUUGGGAAUGCAGCAUGGACGACUUCCCAAGGAGCUGCCUUUCACCAUGUCAUUGGGCUAUGACAAUCUCGAGCCGCCUGCACAUGCGGAGGAAGUGGAGAGAAAGCCCAUGUCCAAGGAUUUGCUGGAUGCUGUAUCAACCGACGAGACUUUUGAUGCUCUUUACAUGAGUGUCUCGGCAAGGGCAAUCAAGGGAUAUGACGGAAGCGGGCGUCACCGCUCUUCUCUGCUCUUGCACGGCGAUGUCGCCGCUCUCCAGUUUUACAGGAAAAAGUACGCCGAGGCUGCAAGAAUCCUGGAAUCGAUCACCUGGCGCUACGGACACAACCGCUGGACAGUGCUGGAGAAUGAAUUGGUCAUCAAGCAUGCCAAGUGUUUGCGUGAGCUCGGCGACACCAUCAAGUACGCUCAGGCAUGUCUCACGUUGCUCAGGAACAUGGACGACCUGAAAGACGACGAGAAGCUCCUCUACUCCAACGAACUUUUCAGUACAGUGACCUCAAAAGAGUUAAAGCAGGAGAUCUACCAUGAGUUUGCGCCUAUGUUUACGGUCAAGGUUGUCUCAGUGGUGGAGAUUAUUCAGGAAGAUGACGGCUCGUACGUUGAAAUCAUGAUCGAGAACAAGCUGCCCAAGGACAUUGACUUCAACAAGCUGUCUCUUCGAAUGGUGAGCGGCGAGGUCGAUGAGCUUUGGUUCAACUUCCGCCAUGGUGUCUUGAAGCCUGGCAAGAACACUUUCCGGGUGACCUGUGAGACCUCGGCGUCAGGAACAUACGUCUUGGAGAAGGUCCAUCUGAAGACUGGAAAGCUGGUGUUCCUUUACGACUUUUUGCAGGAGAGCAGGAAACGCAUUUUUCGUGUGGAUUCUCACCCACUGGCAUUGAAGGCUGUCAUCAAACCGCCUCAGGAAAUGGAGCUCGGCCAGCCCAGCAGCUUUGUCAUUCACAUCUCGAGCGGCAGGAAUAAAGUGUCUGAAGCCACCCUCAGUCUGUUCCCUGCUUCUGAGGGUAUCUCAUUCCUCAAGGAGGUUCCGGCACUCACAUAUACCAAGGGGACCACUAAUGCUGCCGAAGGCUCAGAUAUGGCUGGCGAGCUCGCCUUUGAUACCCACGAAGCUAUUGCGCUUCCUGCCUUUGGACCCAACGAGACGAUUGCUGUAACGGUACCAUACGAAACCUUUGUCAACGCGAGCGAGCACUUGGUCAAGAUGGCUGUCCACUACCUGACUCCCAACUCGAGGCGACACACCUUUACCCUUACUUCAAGCAUCGAGACCAUUCUCCCACUUGAAGUUUCGCACUCUACUGUCUGGAGGGACGAUUGCCUCAACCUGAAGCUGAACAUGACCUGUUCAGGAUAUGUGCCAAUUCGCCUUCUCAACGUCGAUCUCCGCCACCCUGCAUGCGUCAAGAACUUUAAGCAACCCCCCUUCACAGGCGAAAUGACCUUGUUCCCUAGGCAACACGCUACGUUUGUCUUCAAGAUUGCACGUCCCGAGGUUGGAGACGGUAUCGAGCCUGAGGCACACUUUAUUGUAACAUACCAGUCUUUACGUAGUGAGGUGGAAAAGGCAUUGACAUCCGUCAUUGAAGCAGAUCUUUCAAAGGCACAGUUGGACCAACAUGCAACAUUUGUGACAUCCCAUCUCAAGAGCCACCUGUUGCGCGGAGUGGACUACAUGGCGUACGGAAUGUCAGACGAGCUGGAAUUGCCACCCUUGGACAUGCCAAUCUGCGAAGCGAUCUUUGCCUACCAUGAUCCCAAGGUUCGCGAGACCUUGAUCGACAUUCUCAAGGACCUUUUCUCGCACAACAAACAACUCGAUUACGAUCAAAUCAUGGAAUUGGGAUCGUUCAACCACCCACUUCAGGUGUCAUUCCCUAUCACGAUCCCAACUUCACAGACGCUGACGACAGUGGAGAUUGUGGUCGACAAUGCUCAGGAUCUGACGGUUGGCACCCCCGCGACAUUCCAUGUGCGGGUGAAGCACUCUGCAUACUGGAACGUGGAAAAGGACGAUGACAAAACUUGCGACUUUUAUUACGACAUUACGGUGGACUAUGAGAACUGGCUAUUGUGCGGGCAUAAAAAGCGGUUGUUCACAGCGAAGCCGGGAGUGAGUACGAGUCAUGCGGUGUCGCUGGUGCCUCUGAAGACGGGACCCUUGCAUGUGCCCAAGAUCUCUAUUAUCAGUGCAUCGGGAAGUGUACAUAACCAGACGGCGUAUAUUAAUGAAGCUGAGCAGGUUCUUGUCAAGCCCAGGACGACGACCUCGACGUUCUUCAUCGACCAGCAGCGUGGCGUGCACUUUUCCAACCCCAUGGUCGACCGCUGA